This is a messenger RNA of Ramularia collo-cygni, 1164 nucleotides long. RefSeq lists its product as uncharacterized. Lineage: Eukaryota; Fungi; Ascomycota; Dothideomycetes; Mycosphaerellales; Mycosphaerellaceae. Bases 1 to 1164 code for a protein of 387 amino acids. The record is from RefSeq and is a predicted model, not a curated record. The transcript has a single exon.
AUGGGCAAUACUGAACUUCCCAGCAAAGACUCGGCGGAUCUAUACCUCGUCGAGGCCACCGAUGAAGAGACACUUGCACAAUCGCACGCCAACAGCGACGAGUGGAAGGGUGCUCUGAAUCUCGAACAGUACCUUCGACGCGAAGAACACAUUGCAAAUCAAGAGCUCACCAAGAAUGGCGGAAUGACUACUUGGAUGCUCGUCCACCAGCCAGAUCCGAGUGGCCCUCGCCGAGUGUUGUGCGGCUGCGAGACGAUCAAAAAACAGGCACUGGCUGCCAAAGAUGGCAAGCUUGAGGAUGUUUCAUGCCACGCGGUCUGUUCAGUCUUCUGUCCGGCCGAAUUUCGAGGCAAAGGAUAUGCAGGGAGGAUGAUGACUGAACUGGGAAAGCGACUGAAUAAGUGGCAAGUGGACGACAAGAAGCCUGCUCUGUUUAGCGUGCUCUACUCAGACAUUGGGAAGAAGUUCUAUGCGGCCCGAGAUUGGCACGUCUUUCCUUCCAGCGAGAUAUCACUCCCAGCGAGCCCCUCUGCUGAACAGCUACCUGCCGGCGUCAAGCUGCUGAAAAAGGAGGAUCUCACAGAGUUCUGUGCGUUGGAUGAAAAGGUUCUGCGGAAGAGGCUAUCGAAGUCUACGGGGGGAUAUACGGUGGCCUUGAUACCAGAUAACCGCACACUUGCAUGGCAUCAUUCUCGUGAGGAAUUUGUCGCACAGGAGCUUUACGGCAAGGAUCCGAGUAUCAAAGGGGCCGUCAUCGGUGAGCCUGGUCAACGUAUAUGGAUGUAUUGGACAAGAGUAUGGGGCAAUCCCACAGAGAAAUCGCCCAACACACUUCAUAUCCUUCGGCUAGCUUUCGAGGACGAUACGUGGUCGGAUUAUGCUGCAGCGACGUUAGAUGGUGCUGUAGGUCUGAAGGGAUCUCCACCAGUUCACGGCAUAGCAGCGCUGUUUGCUGUCGCUCAGGCUGAAGCGUCUGCGUGGGACAUGAAAGAGAUUUUGCUUUGGAACCCUUCAUCCGCAGCACUAGCAGCAGCACAGCAGAUUCAUCCUCAAGCAAGCGUUGUGCAUCGCGAGGAAGAGAGUAUAACGAGUCUGCGGUGGUAUGGAAGCGGAUCUUGGGAAGAUGUCAGAUGGGAAGCGAAUGAAAAGUACGCAUGGUGCUAA